UGAGAAGGAGAAGGCUCAUUAGUUAGCCUGUUAGCAACUGCGUAAAGAUGCAACUGGCUCUAAGUAAAACAUUUGGCCAAAAGCCGGUUAAAUUCCAGUUAGAGCAAGAUGGGGACUUUUAUAUGGUCGGAUCGGAGGUUGGAAACUAUCUUCGCAUGUUCAGAGGCUCUCUGUAUAAAAGAUACCCGUCUCUGUGGAGGAGGUUAGCCUCGGUAGAGGAGAGGAAGAAAAUCGUAGCCUCAUCGCACGCCACCAGUGUGACUCUGCUGAAGGCGUCUGAAUGUGAGGAGAUCUUUGAGGGGAACGACGAGAAAUACAAGGCGGUGUCCAUCAGCACAGAGCCGCCAGCUUUCCUCAGGGAGCAGAAAGCCAAGCGGAGCAGCCAGUGGGUUCCCACGCUGCCCAACAGCUCCCACCACCUCGACGCCGUGCCUUGCUCCACCACCAUCAACCGCAACAGAAUGGGACGAGACAAGAAGAGGACGUUCCCUCUGUGCUUUGACGACCACGAUCCAGCAGUGAUCCACGAGAACGCAGCACAGGUGGAGUCACUGGUUCCUGUUCGCCUGGAUAUGGAGAUAGACGGGCAGAAACUGAGGGAUACGUUUACGUGGAACAUGAACGAGAAACUGAUGACGCCCGAGAUGUUUGCAGAGAUUCUAUGUGACGACCUGGACCUGAAUCCUCUCGCCUUCGUGCCUGCCAUCGCCUCGGCCAUCCGUCAGCAGAUCGAGUCUUACCCCACAGACAGCAUACUGGAGGAGCAGGCGGACCAGAGAGUCAUCAUAAAGCUGAACAUUCACGUGGGGAACAUCUCUCUGGUGGAUCAGUUCGAGUGGGACAUGUCAGAGCAGGAGAACUCGCCCGAGUCGUUCGCUCUGAAGCUCUGCUCUGAGCUCGGUCUGGGCGGAGAGUUCGUUACAACAAUCGCCUACAGCAUCCGGGGUCAGCUCAGCUGGCACCAGCGGACCUACGCCUUCAGUGAGAACCCCCUCCCCACAGUAGAGAUCGCCAUCAGAAACACAGGCGAUGCAGACCAGUGGUGCCCCCUGCUGGAGACGCUUACAGACGCAGAAAUGGAGAAAAAGAUCAGAGACCAGGACAGGAACACGAGGCGUAUGAGACGGCUGGCCAACACGGCUCCUUCCUGGUAGAGAAAACAUGGAGCUGCACCACGUGAUGUUUCUUCUGGAGACUUCUGUUACUCUGAAAGGAUCAUGUAAACCCACAGAGCUACACAAACACACACAUCUGAAACUCAUGAAUGAAGCUUGGACGUCCCUAAAGAGACAUGAAUGUUCACAGCACACAAGGACUGGGAAACAACACACAUGCAGGCAUUCUUCUGCAUAAACUUCAUCAUGUUUCACUGCAUUUAGCACAGAGCUAACAACCAUAGAGCCUGAUUUAUGCUUCUGUGUCGACUAUACUCCAUAGCCCUGAAGCCUGUGCAGAAAUCAGCAUGUAUGGCUGAUGUGCACCUGUGCAGACUGUGGUAAGUCCACUGGGUAGCUUUGGGAGACUAAUUUACUCUAGAGGGAGAGAGGAGGCUGCAGACAGGGAUGGAUGAGUCAAACCUACUUGGCGACAUCAAAAAAUACCAGAAACAAAGCAAAAAAGUUCCUCCUCCUCAGCCCAUUUAGUGGCUUUACUUUCCAUCUCCUCUCAUGUCUCCUCUCUCCUUCAUGCUGCAGUAUAAUCGGCUGAUGAUCGACAUUUAUCAGCUUCAGCAGGACAAGCUCACUUUUAGUUGGCAUGUCUUCCUGGAAAUGUGGCGAUGAGCGAAGGAACUGGGAUAAAAUCCCACUGCUGAGGAGCAUUAGGGUGGAGAGUUGCAGGAAGAAGCACAAACACACAAGUAUGCAGCGCUCACCACAGCUAUCUAUGGCGUAGAUCGAUGCAGAAGUAUAAACCAGGCUUUAACUGAUGUUCGUCAGUGCACAAGGGUUUUCUGUCUGUUACACAUUCACAUGUCCUGCAGCAUUUAUCAUAUGUCAGGCCAGGAGACUCCGGGUUUGUUAAAUCCAUAACUAAGCUCUUCCCUUUCUCUGUUCAGUAGAGUCUAAAAUAACUGACGGGGUUAGGAAGCUUCUUAAAGAUAAAGCAAAAACACUAGAAAGGACGUUUCUGAUGACGACAAAGCGCUCUAACAGCGUCCUCCAGCCACUUCACUUUGAGGAAGUUCCGUUUGUUUUUUCCCUGAUUGGACACCUCUAAAGGUCAGUCUCUAAAGUUUCAGCCUGAAAGACAAACAUCCACACUGUUACUUGCUUUAUUUUCUAAGAUAUCGUCCAUCUUUAUGCCUGGGCUAACAUGGUGAUGGCAUCAGAUCUGAUGCUGAAUCUAAAUCUAAGAGGCAUUAAAACCAUCGAACCCUCAGAGCAAUCCAGCCAUUAAGAUGGCACGCAGAGCUCUGGAGCUGCACCACAUUUUCUCUCAUUUCUUGGACACAUUUUUCCCUCUAGUCUGUUGCAUUAAAAGAUUCAAGACACUCUCUAUUGCGACUGACUUCUAGAAAUGUGCGUGAUUUAAAUCGAACUUGAGAGGCUUCAGCCUGAAUGGUCAAAAACACAUUUUAGGUCAUAAUCUGAUUGGUGCUGAUUUCUUUAAAGUUGAUGAAGAUAUGCACCAAAAUGCAUUUGUUCCUGCAGUCUGCACAAAGCUGUGAAUGCAUUCACACCAGCAUGACGUCACACUGUUCAACUCUGGUGCAAGCAUCGGAGGGGAAAGGGCAACUUAAUUUUAAUCACUCAGAAUGAUCAGUGAACAGCAAAACAAACGAUUCAACCAGCUAAACGAGAAGAAAACUAUCGUUUGAUUCAUGCACAGAAAAGGUCAGAACAGUUUCUGCUCCAGCUUCUUAGAGAAAUUUGGUGGCUGUACUGUUGUGAACUGACCCUCUAUGAAUUUUGACAUCUGACCUGACUUUUGAAUGUUACUGUCACGUCCUAUUCCAACCAUUUUAAUACCAUCAUUUCAAACCCUCCUCAUAAAACCAUGAAAACUAGAAAUAAAAAACCAUGAUUAGCAUGAUUAUGACAACACAAGGGAGAAAAUCUGUUAAAGAGGCACACUAGCCUCUCAGCUGGUAGUCACAUUCAUUCCUACCAGCAUGUAGGGAUACUAAACCACAGUCGGAGCGCCACAGAGAGGAUGUACAGGCUGUUCUUAAAGGAGGGACAGAGUUGUGAUAUCUAAUGCAGAGUACGGACUGAAGCGACGGCUCGUUUCUGCACAGUGUAAAAAGAUGAAACAGUUUUCGCUGCAUUGAUUGAAAGCAGAAGGACCUAAAAGAAUAAAAAAAUGUGGUAUGAUUUGAACUCAUUCAUCAUGACUACAAACAGGAAAUGAGAAUAAGAAAGCUGCAGCGAUGGCUCAGAGUCUGCAGACAUCUACUGAAUGUAAAUGAUUCUUCGAUGUUACCGUUUUAAUCCGAGCAGCAUGCAUGUAUGAAAUAAACGUUAAAACCCCACCAUGAUGUUUCAGCUCAGACGCGGCGCUGGGUUAGAUCAGUGACAUCUUUGCAGCCAAUCAGACUCUGAUGUGGCGCCGGUGUCCAUGCAUGCUCAAACAUACUGUAGGUAGUUCUAACUGUCUGUGCAUGACGGGCCGAUGCUCUCGCUGUCCCAUCCGUGUGCUAAUGCGGGACCGCGUCAGCACACUGAUGGUUUCUGGGAGUUCAGAGCUGACGAGAACCGCCGGUGUCUUUCAACGUGACGAUUUUUCAACUUGAACUUACUGAGAAUGAUGUUAACGUUUGUUGCUUCUUGUUCUCUUCUUUUUGUAAAAUUGCUUUACCUUUGUAGUGGACUUGUUUUUAUAUGGAAAAUAAAAAUGAAGAAAACACGAUGGAAAGAUGUUUUUUAAUACUUUGUGCUGAUUUUUUAGCCAGCAGACGGGGAACCUGUACUUAGAACAUGCAGAUGUGGAAGUUUCCAGCUUAUGGCCUGACAGUAUGGACAGAAAUAUAACCUUAGUUUAUCUGAGUGAAGGAGAGGAUGAUGCAAACUAAUUACUGCAGGAAUAACCCUGGCUGAAAUAAUUAUGGUUAUGAUGUAAAUAUUCUAA
Cheilinus undulatus (humphead wrasse) is the source of this 4068-nucleotide messenger RNA. RefSeq names its product SWI/SNF-related matrix-associated actin-dependent regulator of chromatin subfamily B member 1-like. Gene Ontology annotation, cellular component: nucleus; nuclear chromosome. Gene Ontology annotation, biological process: chromatin remodeling; regulation of transcription by RNA polymerase II. NCBI's taxonomy places the organism in Eukaryota, Metazoa, Chordata, Actinopteri, Labriformes, Labridae. The record is from RefSeq and is a predicted model, not a curated record. Bases 48 to 1154 code for a protein of 368 amino acids. Gene Ontology annotation, molecular function: transcription coregulator activity. The transcript has 9 exons.